GUUGGCUUUGCGGCGGUGUUUCCGUCUGGGGGAGCCUCGGUUUCCCAGUCGUCCGAUGAGCCUGAGCAGCCGAGUCCCUUCCCUGUCUUUCAAUCUGGAGUCGGUGGUUUUACCUCUUCGAUUGAACCCUGCUUCCUCGACCCCCCGGGAGGCUGCCUUCUUCAGGCGCCUCCCUUCUCUCCAGGAGCUCGUUCUGACAGCUGAGGAACUGGCAAGAUUCGGCUACCCAGAGGGUGAAUGGGUAUCUUUCCCGGAAUAAUCCUAGUUUUUCUAAGGGUGAAGUUUGCAGCGGCGGCCGUGAUGGCAAGCGGACACCAGAAAAGUGCGACUGUAAGCCAUGAAAUGUCUGGUCUGAAUUGGAAACCCUUUGUGUAUGGCGGCCUCGCCUCUAUUGUUGCUGAAUUUGGAACUUUUCCCGUGGACCUAACCAAAACACGACUUCAAGUUCAAGGCCAAAGCAUUGAUGUCCGCUUCAAAGAGAUAAAGUACAGAGGGAUGUUUCAUGCCUUAUUUCGAAUUUAUAGAGAAGAAGGUAUAUUGGCUUUGUAUUCAGGAAUUGCUCCAGCUUUACUAAGACAGGCAUCAUAUGGCACCAUUAAAAUCGGCAUUUACCAAAGCUUGAAGCGAUUAUUUGUAGAACGUUUGGAAGAUGAGACUCUCCUAAUUAAUAUGAUCUGUGGGGUUGUGUCAGGAGUGAUAUCUUCCGCUAUAGCCAAUCCCACUGAUGUGCUAAAGAUUCGAAUGCAGGCCCAAGGAAGUUUGUUCCGGGGGAGCAUGAUUGGCAGCUUCAUCGAUAUAUACCAACAAGAAGGCACCAGGGGCCUGUGGAGAGGUGUUGUUCCAACUGCUCAGCGUGCUGCCAUCAUUGUAGGAGUAGAACUGCCAGUCUAUGAUAUUACCAAAAAGCACUUAAUCUUGUCAGGGCUGAUGGGAGACACAAUUUUAACCCACUUCAUUUCCAGUUUUACAUGCGGCUUGGCUGGUGCUCUGGCCUCGAAUCCAGUUGAUGUGGUGCGAACUCGCAUGAUGAACCAGAGGGCAAUUGUGGGACACGUAGACCUCUACAAGGGCACUUUGGAUGGUAUUUUAAAGAUGUGGAAUCAUGAGGGCUUCUUUGCACUCUAUAAAGGAUUUUGGCCAAACUGGCUUCGACUCGGACCUUGGAACAUCAUUUUUUUUAUUACAUAUGAGCAGCUCAAGAGGCUUCAAAUCUAAGGACUGAGUUAAGUGUGAGCCCAGCCCUGCCAACCUUUCUACUUUUCUCUUUUUCUUUUCUUUUUUUUCCUCUGUGCUCUAAUGUAUUUUGACAAUGUUUUAAGUGUUUGCUGAACCAGUGGUCCCCCAAGAACAAUAGGAUGGUUCAGAAAUGUUUAUCUGUGUUUGUGUUACCAUGUUAACUUUUCCCUGAAAGGAAGUGUUAACAUUGAGACUCUGGCCCCAGAUUGGUAUCUUCUGUGAAGAUGGAUACAGAUGAAUGAUUUUUUGAACGGCCUUCUUUCCAAAUGUGGGUUAAAAUAUAGUUGGUUAGCCCCAACCUUGGGCUAGAGCAGAAGGCAUAGGCCAGGGCAGUUACAGCUAUAUAUGUUACAGACGUCGGUUCUUAUUAAAGUAUUUAUUGGCAGAA
Messenger RNA from Choloepus didactylus (southern two-toed sloth), 1624 nucleotides. Its product is annotated as brain mitochondrial carrier protein 1. Bases 238 to 1215 code for a protein of 325 amino acids. The transcript is spliced from 11 exons. Gene Ontology annotation, biological process: mitochondrial transport. The record is from RefSeq and is a predicted model, not a curated record. Lineage: Eukaryota; Metazoa; Chordata; Mammalia; Pilosa; Megalonychidae. Gene Ontology annotation, cellular component: mitochondrial membrane.